This is a messenger RNA of Tuber melanosporum (Perigord truffle), 1029 nucleotides long. RefSeq lists its product as uncharacterized. The transcript has 2 exons. Gene Ontology annotation, molecular function: riboflavin reductase (NADPH) activity; FMN binding. The record is from RefSeq and is a predicted model, not a curated record. Lineage: Eukaryota; Fungi; Ascomycota; Pezizomycetes; Pezizales; Tuberaceae. Bases 428 to 811 code for a protein of 127 amino acids.
CAAACAUCAAACAAAUUCCACAAUCCUCCACAUCCCCCCACCCUUUUGAGUGAAAGUAGGGAGGGCUUAGUAUUAUUCAAUGUCUAAAACCCUUUUACGACUGUUACGACGGAGGAGCUUAACAGCUUCGCACUAUCAUCACCGCCGGCCACCAUUACUCCCAAAACUCGAACAAAAUGCGCAGAAAGGGUUCCUCCGACACAACUCCACCACCACUCCCAUCUUCCCCUCCUCCAAAGAUACAAAACCAGAGAAAACCACCUCCACCACCCUCCGCCACAUAAUGCGCAAAAUCCCCCAUCCGGUAGUAAUAAUAACAGCCACCUCCCCCUUGACCCCACACUCCCCACGCGGCAUAACUCUCAGCUCUUUCAACUGCUUCUCCCUCACACCACCGCUCAUCUCCUUCAACACCGCCACGCCCUCAAUGGCCGCAAGUGCCAUGUCCAUCUCCGGCGUCUUCACAGUGCACGUCCUCCGCUCCACCACGCGGGCAGCACACAUCGCAUCGCUAUUCUCGAAGGCGAAGCUUCCCACGUCGCCCUGGGAGAGCGUGCGCGAUUCCCAAUUGCGUGAGCAGGGAUUGCUAGGGAAGGACGAGGACGUCUUGUACAGGCUUAGGUGCGAGACGUAUAGGAGUGUGCAGAUUGAAGAUCAUCGCUUUUGGGUUGGGAGGGUUGUGGGGGUGGAUUUCCUUGUUGGGGAAAAGGAGGCAGGGUUUGGGUUGAUGUAUGCUGAGGGGAUGUUUAGAGAUGUUGGGAGGGAGGUGGGGAGUGAUGAGGGGGGGGAUGUUGAUGACGGGUCUGGGUGAUUGCUAUGGGGAGGCUGGGGGAAUUGACGUCGGGGUGUUUUUGGGCGUUUUUGGGUUGUGUAAUACGCGUUGUAUGUGGGUUUGAGGGAGGGGGUCGGGUUUGGAAACCUUCUUUCGGUUUAACAGCGUUGGGAACUUGGAAUACAGUUGAUAGAAAUAUUGCUAAGUACAUUAGAAAGAGGUACGCAUUAGAGCAAGAAAGUUAGUUCAUAAACUCA